Rhea pennata is the source of this 621-nucleotide messenger RNA. Its product is annotated as transmembrane protein 17B-like. Bases 1 to 621 code for a protein of 206 amino acids. Gene Ontology annotation, biological process: non-motile cilium assembly. Gene Ontology annotation, cellular component: ciliary transition zone. The transcript has 4 exons. The record is from RefSeq and is a predicted model, not a curated record. NCBI's taxonomy places the organism in Eukaryota, Metazoa, Chordata, Aves, Rheiformes, Rheidae.
AUGGCUGCGCACACACCUCUGCCUCGCAACAUCCGCUGGGGCUUGACGACUCUCAGCGGCUCCCUGUUCACCAGCAACAAGACCUGGGACAGCGGAUCUGUCCAGAUCUACCAUCCAGCCCGUGAGGUGCUGGCCAGCCUGCCUCUCCAGAUGAUGCUGUACUUCAAUGUCUACUACUUCCCGUUCUGGUGCCUGGCUGAGGGGAUGAUGCUCCAAAUGAAGUACAGCCUGCUGCCCCGGUACUACCAGUUGCUCCUGGUUGCUGCCUUCCUCAUCCUCUCAUUGGUCGAGGGCUUCCGCCUCUACUUGGGCUACAUAGGGAACCUACAAGAGAAGGUGCCUGAACUUGCUGGGUUCCUUCUCCUCUCAUUCCUGAUCCAGCUCCCCCUGCUGCUUUUCCUGCUCAUGGACAAUAACAUCAUCCGGCUGCCCCUGGAGACAGCAGUCCACAUCCUUUACCUAGCAUUCCUGGCCUCUGAGAUCCCAGCAGCCUUCUUUGCCCUGAAGACAAUGACCAAGCAGCUUGCAACACAGUUUCACCUGCAGCAGUUCAAGGAUGGAGACAGGCCACGACACAUGAGGCAGAAAGGAACAGGAGGCCAAGGACAGAUGAUGCCCUAG